UAUUUCGCCUGUCUUCAGGUUUUAGCCGCCCAUACACGGCCCUGUUAGCAUAUAUAAUCAGCAACAAACUAUGAGGCUAGCUGUCUGUUAUGCCAUCUAUAUGGACUAGAUUCCGUUCAUUUUUCAGAGAUCAACAAUCUUUCCCCCUAGCCAUCACUAGUGCUUACAGCAGCACAGACAGUACACCAUGGCUCGCACCUUUUCGGCACUUCUUGUCUCCGCCGUCCUCCUCGCUGCAUCCAGCAUCUACUUCGGCCGUCGCGCUGGCAGCACAAACGGCAGCGCCACCGCCAGAACGCACCUACAUUUCUACAUGCACGAUGAGUACACCGGCCCAAACCCAACAGCCGCGCUCAUUGUGCCCGGCAGGGCGCCGCUUCCCGACACCGUGGGCACCUCGCGCCGGUUUGGGGACAUCGCGGUGAUGAACAACGCGCUCACGGAGGGGCCCCAGCGCGGCAGCCCACGCGUGGGCACAGCGCAGGGGUUCACCGUGCGCGUCUCGGAGCGCGGCUCCGUGAACGCCCUGAGCAUGCACUUGGUGAUGGAGGAUGGCGAGUUCGUCGGAAGCUCGCUGGUGGUGAACAGCAGGGUCGACACCGACUUGGCCAUGCGCGAGUCCGUGAUCGUCGGCGGCACCGGCCGGUUCCGGUUCGCGCGGGGCUACGCGCUCAGCCGAAGCUAUGAUUAUGACUUGGCCAAGGGCGGCAUCGUGGAGAUCGACGUGUACCUGUACUAGGUUUGCAUGGCCUCGUGCAUUCUUUCUUCCUUGUGAGUUUCGAUAGAAAACAAAUAAAGUCAUUCCUGUUGUCUGACAGUUCCCAAACUAGCUUUGAAUGGAUAUACGUGACAGUUCGCUUACUAAGAAAUUUUUAUGUUCGCUUGCAGCUGAUUGGUUCGCUCCAAUUCAGUGUUGCACAAUUUAUAUCCACCUUCACUCUACAAGAAAUGCAAAGUUUUAAUUUGUGGACUA
Messenger RNA from Panicum hallii, 973 nucleotides. RefSeq names its product dirigent protein 1-like. Bases 188 to 739 code for a protein of 183 amino acids. The transcript has a single exon. Lineage: Eukaryota; Viridiplantae; Streptophyta; Magnoliopsida; Poales; Poaceae. The record is from RefSeq and is a predicted model, not a curated record.